UUUUGUCAACUGAGCCAGCAGCAUCAGUGGAUUAGUCAUCUCGCACUUUCGUUGUCCUCUUCGCCCCCAUCAGGUGGAUCAGACUCAGAAUUUCUUGUUAAUUACGCCACACGAGGCCUUCAAGCCAUUAUUAUCGCUCCUACGCACACAACAAACGGAUUUUUUUUGGGUUGUUCAAGCUUUCAGUUGGAAUCGUAAUCAAACCUCGUAUAGACCCAGUGACGCCGGUUCUGCCUGCGAGUACAUACAGACACAAUGACCAGGCUGCAUCUUAGCUUCUCGCAAUCCUACAUGCCUCCAACCAUAGCGUUCACCAUUCUCCUCCCUCUACUCGCCAUUGUCGCGUUAGCCACGGCAGGAUGCCUGGCCACUCAGCCACAGUCAAUCCUCCCAUACCCGCUAGAGAUCUUCCGUCCCGAACUACAAGCGUCCGACACAUUCCGGCAGUCGCUCCUGCCGCUGCAGACGGACGCCGAAACCGGCGGCACUAACGGUGGCAUCGAUUCAAUCCAACGAGUCACCAGCGAGAACAGCGAGCCCAGGGAGGCCAGCGAAACCAGCAGCAGCAACGGACAGCAGAGAAGGAGGUUGAAGAGGACGAAAAGCACGAAGGCUGUUAAGGCGACGGGAGGAUCGGCCGCUAGUGCUGCCUCUAUUGCGUCGAAGAAUCCAAAGAACUCGAAAAACUCGAAGAAUUCUAAGAAUUCAAAGAAGAAGAAGACGGGUUCGCGCGGGAAGGCGCAAGCCGGUCAGGGCGACUCGUUCCUGCACGAAGCGAUUGCGAACGCCAAUGAGAAGGCGGGAAGUACCGUCAAGGUGGUGCUGUCUGCUGACGUGUCGCUCGCGUCAGACCUCCCUGCGCUCGAGUACAACGCCAUUCUCCAGAUCCGCGGGAAAUGCGGAGGCAAGCGGUGCGUCAUCAAGGGCAACGGUUUUAAAGGCUUCGACUGCGAUCCCGGCGCCGCGCUACAGCUCGAAGACCUCCAAAUAGAAGGAUUCUCCGGCGGCGCGAUUACCGGCGAAUGCAGCGGCGUGGGGCUCGCGAAACCGCUCGUCGCACGUCGUGUAACCUUCCGCGGUAACAGCAACACGCGGGGUGGGGCGAUUCUCCAGGAGCUCUCGACGAUCCAGAUCACGGAAUGCGUUUUCGAGAACAACCAGGCGUCGUUGGAUGGCGGCGCGAUCGCGCUGCUGCGGAGCGGGUUCCUCGCGAUUUUCAACUCCACGUUUGCGAAUAACGUGGCGACCGCCGGGUAUGGCGGCGCAGUGGCCGGGCAGGUUAACUACGUGCAGAGAAGCCACUUCGAGGGAAACUCGGCGAAGCUAGACGGCGGCGCGAUCUACUCGACCGCGAUCGCCGGGCAAGCGCCUAACAUUAUGCGGACAUCGUUCCAGGCGAAUGUUGCGAGGACAGGCGGCGGUGGAGGGCUGUUCGUGGGUGUGGAGGGCGGGAGCGGGGACAUGCAGCUGGUAACCCGUGUGUGUUAUUCGUCGUUCGCGAAGAACAGUGCUGUUUCGCCAACGGCUAGCGAUGAUAUUUUGGUGGAUGGCGUGGAGGGCGGGAAAAAUAUGCUCCAGCUGUGUGGUAACCAGAAGCCUGACAUCGUGGCUCAGCAGCCCAACGGCCAAGUGGUCCAGUCGUGCACCGGGUGCUCUGGCUGCGGCGAUGGCAGCGACUGCAACGGCAAGGGCAAAUGCACCUACGAUAAGGUGGAUGGCACCCCCACCUGCAAGUGCCAAGGCAGCUACUCUAGGGCGGCGUCCUGUGCCACGUGCGCCCUAGGAUACAGCCUGGCUUCCGGCUGCAAGCUCUGCAUAGCAGGCUUCAUUCCCGUCUCCUCCUCCGCCUCCUCCUCCUCCGCCACCACCUCUGGAAAGAAGGGAGCGGCUACUAAGGAGGAUGUGAAGUGCAAAACGUGUCCGGCUCUGAAGGCGAUCAGCGACUUGGACGUGUACCGGAUUAUCGGGGGGGCGCGGGUGUCUACCCAUGCUGCAUGCGCGGACAUGUGUGCGUCGAGCCGGAGGAUCCAGACGUACGAGGGGGACAAGCUGUCGUGUGAGAGCUGGGUGUGGAUACCGAAGGGCUCUGCUGCUGCUGCUGCAAAGAGCAAGGGCAGCAGCAGCAGCAGCAGUGGCAGUGGCGGUGGGAAGAAGAAGCGCGUGGCGGCGGCCUGGGAGAGUGAGUGUGGCGGGCUGUGCGUGAUGCGGCACACGGACGGGGCGUGCAGUAACGCGAGUGCGACGGUGAGGACCGCAGGCAGUUACUCGUUCUACAUGGGGUCGUUCGACGACGGCAGCUGCCAGGCGUGACCUGCGGGGAGGGAGAAUGGAGGGAGGGGCUUGGGGUUGCUUGAUGGGAGCAAAAUCUCAUGCAGUAACUGCUGCAGCGAGCAUGGCAGUGGCACACCCUAACUGGUCUGACUCAGCCGGUUUCUGGAGAACGAGGUGGUGGGCGAUGCGCUAUCAAGUUUCUCUAAAGCGAGGAACAACCGGGUACGGGAUGAUGGAACAUAGUUGAGGUUCAUACAUACUAGUAAUGUAUUUUUGUCAAAAUGAUCCAUGUGCCUUCUUUGGAGGUUGGUAAUGAAACUAGAUAUGAGUUACUUGUUCCUAAUUUGGAUGGCCUUUUUUGUACGUACCACUACUAUGGGAUAAA
This is a messenger RNA of Closterium sp. NIES-67, 2656 nucleotides long. The record is from the annotation of a GenBank genome assembly. Lineage: Eukaryota; Viridiplantae; Streptophyta; Zygnematophyceae; Desmidiales; Closteriaceae.